Pteronotus mesoamericanus is the source of this 2917-nucleotide messenger RNA. It is a transcript of the gene MAP2K2, whose product is annotated as mitogen-activated protein kinase kinase 2. NCBI's taxonomy places the organism in Eukaryota, Metazoa, Chordata, Mammalia, Chiroptera, Mormoopidae. The transcript is spliced from 11 exons. Gene Ontology annotation, molecular function: ATP binding; protein kinase activity. Gene Ontology annotation, biological process: protein phosphorylation. The coding region runs from base 289 to 1491 and encodes 400 amino acids. The record is from RefSeq and is a predicted model, not a curated record.
AGGCCGGUCUGCAAUCUCGUCGCUCCCCCUCCCCGCGGUCCGCCUCCCGGGCUCCGCUGCAGCGUCAGCCUCGGUAGGGCCUCGGCGCCGGCGGCGGCUAGUCGGUCUCAGUCCCGGCGCGCCUUGGUGCCCAUCGGCCCCCUUCCGCAACGCCUCCCGCCCUCACCGCCCCGGUGCCGGCCUAGGCCGCGGACUCAGCUCCGGGAUUGUGUUGGCGCCGCCUGCUCCCGGCCCGCCCCCUAUGGGCCCCGGCUAGAGGUGCCGCUGCCGCCGGCUCGCGGAGCCCCGAUGCUGGCCCGGAGGAAGCCGGUGCUGCCGGCGCUCACCAUCAACCCUACCAUCGCCGAGGGCCCGUCCCCUACCAGCGAGGGCGCCUCCGAAGCAAACUUGGUGGACCUCCAGAAGAAGCUAGAGGAGCUAGAGCUUGAUGAGCAGCAGAAGAAGAGACUAGAAGCUUUCCUCACCCAGAAGGCCAAGGUUGGGGAGCUCAAGGAUGAUGACUUCGAAAGGAUCUCAGAGCUGGGAGCCGGGAAUGGCGGGGUGGUCACCAAGGUCCAGCACAGACCUUCAGGCCUCAUCAUGGCAAGAAAGCUGAUUCACCUGGAGAUCAAGCCGGCCAUCCGGAACCAGAUCAUCCGUGAGCUACAGGUGCUGCACGAGUGUAACUCCCCGUACAUCGUGGGCUUCUAUGGGGCCUUCUACAGUGACGGGGAGAUCAGCAUCUGCAUGGAGCACAUGGACGGUGGCUCUCUGGACCAGGUGCUGAAAGAAGCCAAGAGAAUUCCAGAAGAGAUCCUGGGGAAGGUCAGCAUCGCGGUUCUUCGGGGCCUGGCAUAUCUCCGGGAAAAGCACCAGAUCAUGCACCGAGAUGUGAAACCGUCUAACAUCCUCGUCAACUCCAGAGGGGAGAUCAAGCUGUGUGAUUUUGGGGUGAGCGGGCAGCUCAUUGACUCCAUGGCUAACUCCUUCGUGGGAACUCGAUCCUACAUGUCUCCAGAGCGGUUGCAAGGCACUCACUACUCGGUGCAGUCGGACAUCUGGAGCAUGGGCCUGUCCCUGGUAGAGUUGUCCAUCGGAAGGUACCCCAUCCCCCCGCCGGAUGCCAAGGAGCUGGAGGCCAUAUUUGGCCGGCCCGUGGUCGAUGGGGCAGAAGGAGAGCCUCACAGCAUCUCACCGCGGCCAAGACCCCCUGGACGCCCCAUCAGUGGUCACGGGGUGGACAGCCGGCCAGCCAUGGCCAUCUUCGAACUGCUGGACUAUAUUGUGAACGAGCCGCCUCCUAAGCUGCCCAGUGGUGUCUUCACCCAGGACUUCCAGGAGUUUGUGAAUAAAUGCCUCAUUAAGAACCCAGCUGAGCGAGCCGAUCUGAAGAUGCUCAUGAACCAUGGCUUCAUCAAACGGUCCGAGGUGGAAGAAGUGGAUUUUGCUGGCUGGUUGUGUAAAACACUGCGUCUGAACCAGCCCAGCACGCCUACACGUACCGCUGUGUGAUGGGUCCAGCUGGUGGCCUGUCUGAAUCCUCUCUACUUGCCCUUCCCGCCCAGGACAGACUGGCUCCUCCCCUCCCUCUCCCGCCGAGCCUCGGAGGAGACCACGCGCACACGGCGGAACAUUCACUUCCUCUUCUACCUGUCGCAGCCGAGGGCCUUCUGCUCUCUGGGGAAGGGUGACACUGCCCAUGUUGUCUCUCAGAACCUGCUUACUUAGGUUUAAAAAAAAAAACAAAACAGGGAAAGAAAAAGAAACCAAGCCCAUUGUACUUGUUCCAUUUGUUCUUUGGGUGUCAGCCUCCGGUCCAACCCCAGGAAGAAGAGUGUCCCUUGAGGGCAGCCCUAGCCCCCAGCCAACCGGCCUCAGGGAGAUUGGGGUGGGAGUGGCAUCAGGAACUGGCUUCGCUCUCUUUGCAAGGGGCGAAGCCUCAGAGGGAACCCCAAGACAUUGGCAUCUCUCUCUAAAACAGGAAGCGCUGCCUUGCGUUUCUGUGUGUGGUUCCCUUGCCUGACACCUGCCCCCUUAAAAGUGACCCUCAGCAGCCUCAGAGCGAUCAGCCGGUUGGUUGUCAGGAGGUCCAGUUCCCUGGCCACUGCUGCCUCCUGUCCUGCAGCCUGGUACCGGCGACCCUGCCUGUCUUCAGCAGAGUGUGACCUGCCCCAAAAGGGUUCUGAUCCUCUCCUGUGCCUUAGGAGCAGUCACUUCAAGUCUUCCGUAGUGGCAGCUGAACUGACACUCGACUCGGCGGAAAGGAAGUGUUGGGUUUCCAAGCUGUCGGUGUGGUUGAAACCCCCAGCCGAUCCAGUAGAUAAGGCCUGUGCUCCCCCUCAGCUGCAGAUGUGGGUGGGUGGCACCCUCAGUCACCUCUGCUCACGCAGAGCGAACCAAGAGUGACCACCGAGGGCAUGUCACUCUUUUGGGUCCUUGACCUGUUUGUCCACAGCCGGUUGUAAAUGAAACGGCGACAGGGAGGUUGUCCUAGUUCCCAAGUCCGAAGGGGUGGCCGGCCUUCCUGCCUCAGGGCUCCAAUGGAGGUCUGUUCUGGGUCCUCAGGCGGUAGGAAGCGGGGGAGGCCAGGCUCCCCUCCUCCAAACUGAAGAUGUUAAAGCCGUCAGCCGCCCCCCUCAAUACUUCCUGAUGGCUUGAAACAAGCUGAUACUUAUCUGUGGCACAUCGCAGGGGAAAGGACUCUCUGAGAGGGACGGGCCUGGUGCGGUCCAAGCUGGCCCUGGGUGUCUGGAGGAGGUGCUCCAGAAGGCGGGCGCUUGUGGCCUCUUGGAAACUGCUAGGCCCUUUUCUUAGGGAGACCCUUAUAGUCUCCCAAGUUGUUUUUCCUGUGGACACCAAAGAGAAGACUUGGUGGCCCUUUCAACCAGCUUUCCAGGUUUCUGUCACUUCAUAGUUUCCCCCAAAGUCUCACCUGAUU